This is a messenger RNA of Amaranthus tricolor (Joseph's coat), 1731 nucleotides long. Its product is annotated as F-box protein At1g49990-like. The coding region runs from base 98 to 1615 and encodes 505 amino acids. The record is from RefSeq and is a predicted model, not a curated record. The transcript has 2 exons. NCBI's taxonomy places the organism in Eukaryota, Viridiplantae, Streptophyta, Magnoliopsida, Caryophyllales, Amaranthaceae. Gene Ontology annotation, molecular function: protein binding.
UAAUAAAAUUAUGAAAAAAAAGAGUAAAACUCAGUUUCAUCUUUUUCUUGAAUCUUUUUCUAAUUGAUCCUUCUCCAGAUCUUCUUGAUUCUUUCUAAUGAAAAUCUCUCAAGAAUCAGAAAUGGCGGAUGAUAAUACAGUACAAAACUCAUGCGGUAAUCUUGACAGUACUAUUUCCGAUGUACUUCUUCGAGAAAUAAUCAAUUAUUUACACCCAAAAUCAGUCAUUCGUUUCAAAUCUGUCUCCAGAAACUGGAAUUCAAUCAUCUCCGAACCAAACUUCAUUCCUUCCUACAUUUCCCGGAAUUCAAUCCCAUCAUGGUUCAUUUUUGAACGAACCCUAAAUACAUCGUCAAAUGCCCGAUUUCCGAUCGAGUUAGUCUUCCAAAAACCCCUAAAUCUUUCUACACUUACUAUUGAUUUCCAUAAGUUGGCUCCGUAUCCCCUUUUGGAUAACCCCACACUGAUAGACUCUAGUGAUGGGUUAUUACUUGUUGGCUCAGAAAUAUCAAGCAUGUCGCAAUGGCGCAGGGCAUCUGAAUACCAUUUCUUUGUAAUCAAUGCUGUAAAUAAUGAGUGGGUCGCACUUCCAAAACCUCCCGUAUUAAUUCUCAAUCAUUUCUGUCUUGGAUUAAUCACCCAAAUUGAUAGAAAUAAUAGGGUUUUUAAAAAGUUUAUGGUUGUGGAUUAUCUACUACUUACUAUCGCUGAUAGAUUUAUUACAUUGAUCUGUUUUUCGUCGGAAACAGCGCAAUGGGAAUAUAGAUUGACUAACUACAGGCUUGGAAAUCAUAUUUGGGGAUUGUCAGGUGGAGGAAAAUUUGAGUUUGAUGGGAAAUUGAUUUGGUUUGAUUUAAGUGUUGGGUUGAUGAUAUGGGAUGAUCCAUUCAGUACUGAAUAUGUGAUUAAAAGCCGUUUAAUCAGGCUUCCAUUAGAACAUGUCAGAUUCAAUGAACAAACAAGAUUGGAUGAUGAACGGCGUAUCGACAAUGGUGGUGGACAUAUUCAGUAUUUACACGUUAAUAAGCUUUCAAUUGUAAGUCUAUGGAGGUUGGAUAAUUUAGAACAAGAAAAUUGGAACUGUCUGUAUACUUGGGAUUUAAGGCAGCUAUAUCCCCAUUUUGGGAAAGUAAGGCCUGUUUUAAUCCAUCCUUUUGAAGAUCUUGUUGCCAUUUUUAGAAUGGAAGACACCAUGUUUUCUCUGGAUUUAAAAACAGCAAAACUCAAGAAUAGUUCUCCAAUCCUUUCACAUAUAAACAUGCUUUUUGUUUCGGUUUUGCUCCCGAGUUGGCCGACGUUCUUUACUCCAAACAUUCAUGCAAGAUUCUUGGAAGAACAUGGUAAUCAAUAUUUUAGUGAAAGGAAAUAUGAAGAAGCAAUAGAUUUCUAUACACAAAGCAUUGAGUACACAGAAAACAUGCAAGUGUAUAUGUUGAGGGGUAAAACAUAUAACAAACUCCAUAAAAGCCAUGAAGCAAACAAAGAUUUUUUGAAGGUCUUAGAGAUUGAUAGUUAUUUCUACAAAGAAUAUCGGAAGCAAGAGGUAAUAAAUAAUGAUAUACUCUCUUAUAAGUCAAGUAGACUCAACAAUCAACAUUUGUCUUCGUCCUGCUGAGUCUCUACUAUAUUGCUAAUAAGGUUGCUUAAUUCUACUAUAGUACUCUCCAAAACUCCUUGUUCAAUACUCCCUCCUUUUUAUCUUAAGUGUCUUAUUUACUUUAUGCACUCUAU